Cryptomeria japonica (Japanese cedar) is the source of this 447-nucleotide messenger RNA. RefSeq lists its product as uncharacterized. NCBI's taxonomy places the organism in Eukaryota, Viridiplantae, Streptophyta, Pinopsida, Cupressales, Cupressaceae. Bases 1 to 447 code for a protein of 148 amino acids. The record is from RefSeq and is a predicted model, not a curated record. The transcript is spliced from 2 exons.
AUGUCGCCCCAUUAUGGAGGAGAGAAGGAGCCUGGCGGAGGUGGCCAGUGGACAGCGCAGUGGUGGCGGUCGGGUGGCGCCCUGGUGGCAAGGUGGAGGCUGAGCGGUUGCCGGCGGAGGAGCCAUGGCGGUCGGUGGGCACUAGCGGUGCAGGGAGGCAACGUGGUGGAGUGGCGACAGACCGGGGGUUGCAGCGGCACUGGGGACCGAAAAGGGGCCACAGGCGUGAAGGCCGACAGGGCCGUAGGGAGGCCGGUGUGGGCGGCGGGGGCUAGCGAGCUGCGGGCGGCAGGUGCCGGGGAAGCUGCGGUGACCGACGGGGCUGGAAACCGGGGCCGUAGGCGGGAUGCCAGCGACGGGGGUUGCAGGGAGGGCGACAAGGGCGGUGGGGGCCUAGGGAGCUGCUGGUGGCGGGUGCCAAGGAGCUGCGGCGGCUGGUGGGGCUAG